This is a messenger RNA of Anopheles bellator, 2681 nucleotides long. Its product is annotated as proton-coupled amino acid transporter-like protein pathetic. Gene Ontology annotation, molecular function: amino acid transmembrane transporter activity. The record is from RefSeq and is a predicted model, not a curated record. Gene Ontology annotation, biological process: amino acid transmembrane transport. The transcript is spliced from 4 exons. Bases 574 to 2070 code for a protein of 498 amino acids. Lineage: Eukaryota; Metazoa; Arthropoda; Insecta; Diptera; Culicidae. Gene Ontology annotation, cellular component: vacuolar membrane.
ACACAGUAAUCGUCCUACGCACAGCCCCGCAUUUCAAACUGACCAUAUAGCCGGGUUCGGGUGCUUCGGACAACGAUCGAAAUAGAACUUUUGUUUGACGCGCUGGUGUUCCGUGGAUUGUUCCGUUUCUUCGUUUUUGUUAAACUGCGAAAAAACACACAUACAAAAACGACUCGCGUGCGCACGUGAGAAAGCACGCGAGAGAGAGUAUUAGUGAAUGUACCGAAAAUAAAUCGGUGGCUAGUCGGCGUGGCGGAACAAUAAAUAAAGCAAAGGAAAACACUGUUGGGUGCCAGAGACAUUGAAAGCAGAGCGAGUGAGUCGAGCGUUGGAGCGAGUGAAAAGGCUAAGGUGAAAAGAGGCAAUCCUUUUCGCUCCGAGGGUGGUUGGGAACCACAUCUCUUCGCCGGAUUGUUUAGUCGAUCUUUGCCAGUACACGGUGGCCAUUUGAUCCGCACGCGUCUGCGGCAACAGUUGACAGUCGGCAGUCGGCGAACGGAAGUAAACAGCAGUCACAGAACCGUUGUGUGUUUUUGGUGGCGACAAACGACAAUCGAAUCGACGUGAUUAGUGAUGGAUAAUUUCAAGAAGAAAACACCCGGCCGGGUGCACCAGCACAUGGAGUACACCCAAAUUCGUCCCCAACUCAACGGGAGCACCAAUUCGUUCAACGGAAGCAGCCCCUACAUCUUCGGCCGAAUGAAAGCCGAACUGAACGAUGUCCCAGCGCAGACGGCGGCCGGUUCGACGUUGCCACUGGUCGACAUGCCCAGGGACGACGAGGAAGCCGGAGACUAUGAUCCAUUCGAAAACCGGAAGCUGACCCACCCAACCACCGACACCGAAACGCUCGUCCAUCUCCUGAAGGGUUCCCUCGGCUCCGGUAUCCUGGCCAUGCCGUUGGCAUUCGUCAACGCUGGCCUUUGGUUCGGUUUGGCGGCCACCAUCGCCAUCGGGGCCAUCUGCACGUACUGCAUCCACAUACUGGUCCGCUGUUCCCACAUCCUCUGCCGACGGGCGCAGAUACCUUCGCUCGGGUUUGCCGAUGUGGCGGAGGUGGCGUUCCUGGCCGGACCGGAACCACUGAAGAAGUAUUCACGCUUGGCCCGCUUCAUCAUCAACCUGUUUCUGGUGGUCGAUCUGAUCGGUUGCUGCUGUAUCUACAUCGUGUUCGUCGGAACCAACAUCAAGCAGGUGGUGGACCAUUACACCCAUACGUACUGGGACGUUCGUGUCUACAUCCUGAUCCUGCUGGGUCCACUGAUUCUGAUCAACCUCAUCCGCAAGCUAAAGUACCUCACACCAUUCUCGCUGAUCGCCAACGUGCUAAUCGGGGCCGGUGUUGGAAUUACGCUGUACUACAUCGUCACGGAUCUGCCGCCUCUGUCGGAGCGUAAGGCCGUGGCUGAAGUGCAGCAUCUGCCCAUGUUCUUCGGGACCGUCAUCUUCGCCCUCGAGGGUAUCGGCGUAGUGAUGUCGCUGGAGAACAACAUGAAAACCCCGCAGAACUUUAUCGGAUGCCCGGGUGUGCUGAACAGCGGCAUGUCGGUGGUGGUACUCCUGUACGCCAUCGUCGGAUUCCUCGGUUACUUGAAGUACGGUGACGAGACCAAGGGUAGCAUUACGUUAAAUCUGCCCGUUGAGGACGUUUUGGCCCAGACUGUUAAGCUGAUGAUUGCGGUGGCCAUUUUCCUGACCUACUCCCUACAGUUCUACGUUCCGAUGGAGAUCAUUUGGAAAAACAUUAAGGGCAAUUUCAACGAGCACAAGAAUGCAGCCGAGUAUGCGCUACGGAUUGGGCUAGUGAUCCUUACCGUGGUGAUUGCAGCGGCACUACCGAACCUUGGCCCAUUCAUCACGCUCAUCGGAGCCGUCUGCCUUAGCACACUUGGUCUGAUGUUCCCGGCCGUAAUCGAACUGGUGACAUUCUACGAAAAACCGGGCUACGGACGGUUCAACUGGCGGUUGUGGAAAAACAUCUUUCUCAUCCUGUUCGGUGUGGUCGGAUUCGUAACCGGUACCUACGUCAGUAUUGUAGAGUUCUCGGAGCACCUCCAGGAAGAGGUCUAGAGCACGCUCGCCCAGCCAGCUUUCGCUUGCCAGCAUCUGCCGAAACCUUGUGAGGUAGGGUGGAUAGAAUAUGGCAGGCAGCGCGCUCCGCGCAUGAAGCAGGACGAGUGCGUCUGACGUCAUCGAAGAAGUUCCCAGGUUCCGCAGGUCGGUUCACGUGAGGACCCUACGAGGCUUGCGAAUCGAGAUCCGUCCUUUUUGGUUGGCAACAGACCUUCAACUGCGCACACUGCAGCGUACUUUCCGGGCACGGGCUCGAUUCAGGGAACUGGUUCCAUCGAUGACUUCUACACGCGCGGCUAGAUUAGUCGCAUAUGCAUGCGGUUCUUUGUGGUUUGCACUUUAAUGUUUCGUUUUUCUUCAAUUAACAAUAGUUCAAUCCCGAAACGUUUGGCAACGUAGCGGUUCCAAACUUUCCCGGUGUGUUUUCCCAGUUAGCGACAAGCGUGCCAAGAGUCCAACCUCGAAUCUGAUUCGAGUAUCAUAUCUGCGAUAUCUAAGAACAGAAGGUGAUGAUAGUAUACAUCUACGACACAACUCGAAGAAUGGAUAGUUUGACAUACCUUCAGGACAGAGUUACUUUCGAAGACUAUGACCGCACACGUAAAUUA